This is a messenger RNA of Linnemannia hyalina, 1464 nucleotides long. NCBI's taxonomy places the organism in Eukaryota, Fungi, Mortierellomycota, Mortierellomycetes, Mortierellales, Mortierellaceae. The record is from the annotation of a GenBank genome assembly.
AUGGACGUCCUGGACCAGCUCACAGAGGACCAGAAGGGCAUCCUCGAGAACUACCUCACCGCAGUGCAGGCGCAGUUUGGAGACACACCCGCUCGUUCGCGAACAGAUGAAUCCCUGGGCGGAUUAGGAGUCGACGGCAACAACACUAACAAUAUCGACAGCAGUGACGAGGAUGAUCACCCUGCGCCGCCGCCUCCUCCUCCCCCACCAUCUGCGCCAACUCAUCAUCAUCAAGCUAAUGCCCCUAGCUUCUUGUCGUGGUUCUCUUGGCCCAUCAAUACCAUCUGGGGUGUCACUUGGUCCUUCCUCGCCUACUUCUGUAAGUAUCCAUCGUUCCACGAUCACCUUGAAGACACACCCGCCAAGCGGACGUUCAGACAAGCCAUUACAGGACAGUCGACACGAACAGGACCUUCGAGACCACCACAGGACCCAAACUCUGUCGCAGCCCGCUUCUUGAGGGACUAUGAGGAGAGCUAUGGAACAGUCCAUCCCAACUUUCACGCCGGCGGAUACUCUGCUGCGUUGAACAAGGCAAAGAACGACUUGAAGUUCUUGGUGGUUUACUUGCAUUCGGAUGAGCACGAUGCAACUGACAAGUUCUGCAGGGAGACAUUGGCAGACAGUGAGCUCUUGAACUACUUGCGCACCAACGACUUUCUUGUCUGGGGCGGAAACGUCAAAGAGACCGAGGGAUUCCAAGUUGCGACGACAUUGCAAACGGUUCGGUAUCCUUUUAUCGGCGUUAUCGCACUCUCUCAACCAACGGCAGGAUCAUCGGCAACUAAGAUGGUGUUGGUCGAUCGGUUGGAAGGCCCUUCGACUGCAGAACAGGUCAUUCAGCGUUUGAGCCAACAGGUGACUCGUCAGUCGGCCGCCCUGGACCGUCUGCGUGCCGAUCGCAGAGAACGCGAGAUGACUCGGGAGAUUCGCCAGCAACAGGAUGAUGCCUAUCAACAGUCUCUCCGCGCCGAUCGUGAGAAGGCCCGUCAACAGAGGGAGGCCCGUGAGGCUGCAGAGAAACUGAAGCGUGAGCAAGAAAGGAUCGAGGCUGAAAGGCUGGCUGCCCUGGACCGUCGUGAACGCCACUUGAAGUACCUGUUUGAGAACCUUCCCGAGGAACCUGCUGCUGGCGAGGCUGGAUGUGCGAGAUUGAGCUUUAAGCUGUGGAAUGGCGAGCGUGUGAUCCGGCGAUUUAAGGGCACCGAGCCUGUGGAACACGUGUAUAUCUUUAUCGAGACGAUCGAGUUCCGCGAGAAUGGAGCCAAGGCCGAGUCGCAGCUUGAGGCAGAGGAGCAUGUCGGAUACACCCACGAGUAUGACUUUGUCUUGAUCUCGCCCUUCCCUCGUACCAAAAUCACUGACCGGAAGAUGUCGAUCAAGGAUGAGCCCGUUUUGUGGCCCAGUGCCAGUUUGGUUGUUGAGCUGAAGGAGGAUGAAGGUGAGGAUGUCGAUGACGAGUAG